GCAGCAAUUCCAAAUAGUGUUAUAUAUAGAAAUCAGAUCCGUCAUUGUUUGCAAGCCUGCUAAAUAAAACUGGCAUGCUGGAAUGGUAUGCCACUUGACCUCUCCGGCUCCACAGCAGUAUUUAACUGGUGCAAAAGGAGCACUCUUGCAAGUGUUUCCUAUUUACAUGACUGAUUCUCCUGCUAGUUCACACAAUGUUCAAACGGAACAAGUCUUUGGAACACAAGAGGGAAUUAUUAUUCCCGGGAGUUCCACAGUCCACAAUGAAGAACAAUAUGAGAAAUUUUCACUCUUUGUCGCAACUUGUACUCUCUGCAGGCCCACUGAAGCCAACCCCAGCGGUCAAGCACUCAAAAGCUAUUCACUUUGAGAUAGAAAUACUGGAUGCCCAAACAAGAAACCAGAUAUGUAUUGUGGAUAAGGUCUCACAAACAUCUACUAUUCAUGAUGUUAAACGAAAAUUUCACAAAGCAUGUCCAAAGUGGUACCCCUCUCGAGUUGGCCUACAACUAGAAUGCGGUGGCCCUUUUUUGAAGGAUUACAUCACCAUUCAAACUGUUGCAGCUUCCUCAAUUGUUACACUGUAUUUUACAGACCUUGGUCAACAAGUCAGUUGGACCAUGGUCUUUUUGGCAGAAUACUCAGGACCCCUGUUAAUAUACCUCUUAUUUUAUUUGAGGAUCUCUUAUAUAUAUGAUGUGAAAGAGAGUUCGAGAAGAUUACGUCACCCAGUGGUACACCUGGCUUGUGUCUGCCACUGCAUCCACUACAUCCGAUAUCUUUUGGAAACUUUAUUUGUUCACAAAGUUUCUCCAGGACACACCCCUUUGAAAAACUUGAUAAAGGGUUGUGCCUUUUAUUGGGGAUUCACUUCUUGGAUUGCCUAUUAUAUUAAUCACCCACAGUAUACACCACCAUCAUUUGGAAACAGACAAGUCACAAUAUCUGCUAUCAAUUUCCUGAUUUGUGAAACUGGAAAUCAUUUCAUCAAUACAAUAUUGGCACACCCAAGUCACACAGGAAAUAAUGCCUGUUUUCCAAGUCCAAAUUAUAACCCCUUCACAUGGAUGUUUUUCCUGGUUUCAUGUCCUAACUACACCUAUGAGAUUGGAUCAUGGAUUAGUUUCACAGUCAUGACUCAAACACUUCCAGUUGGAAUUUUCACAUUCUUAAUGAGUAUCCAGAUGACUUUGUGGGCACAAAAGAAGCAUAAGAUUUAUCUGAAGAAAUUUAACUCAUAUAUACAUAGGAAAUCAGCAAUAAUUCCAUUCAUAUUGUAAAAAGAACUUUUUUUUUUUUUUUUAAAGACUCAUUAUGUAGCCCCGGCUAACCUGGAAUACAAAGUUUAGAACAGGUAGACUGCAAACUCACAGAGAUUCUCCUGCCUUUGCCUACUGAGUGCUGGGAUUAGAACUGUGUGUCACUGUGUCUGACUAAAGUAUAACUAUUCUCAUCUCACCAAGAAGGAUAAUGUAUAAAUUUAUUCAAAAAUACUCAGGAAAAGAUGAUUCAAUAUUAAGAUGCAGCAAUUAAUUAACAACAUUAUUUUGAAUGAUGAAAUAAGUGGUGGUGGAAUGUAGCCAAAUUUCCUUUAUAAAAUAGAUCAAUGCAAAACAGGAGUUAUGCUGGGCAGAGUGACUCAUGCCUGAAUAAUAGCUGACUGAAAGCUGAAGCAGAAGGAUUACCAUGAAUGUGGUACCAUACUAGGCUAAUGAAUGUGGAUCCAUAUU
This is a messenger RNA of Nannospalax galili (Upper Galilee mountains blind mole rat), 1730 nucleotides long. It is a transcript of the gene Tecrl, whose product is annotated as trans-2,3-enoyl-CoA reductase like. Gene Ontology annotation, molecular function: oxidoreductase activity, acting on the CH-CH group of donors. The transcript is spliced from 12 exons. Gene Ontology annotation, biological process: very long-chain fatty acid biosynthetic process. Lineage: Eukaryota; Metazoa; Chordata; Mammalia; Rodentia; Spalacidae. The record is from RefSeq and is a predicted model, not a curated record. The coding region runs from base 195 to 1280 and encodes 361 amino acids.